CCCCGCGGCUCGGCGAGGCUCCGCCCGGCGCCGCUAGGGCAGCGUUAGGACGUGCACCGCCUCCCUUCCUUCUCGCCCCUGCCGCCGGGAUGCCGAAGCUUAGCAAGGAGGCCAAGCAGCGGCUACAGCAGCUCUUUAAGGGUGGCCAGUUCGCCAUCCGCUGGGGUUUCAUCCCAGUCGUGCUCUACCUAGGUUUUAAGAGAGGUGCAGAUCCUGGAAUGCCUGAGCCAACUAUCUGGAGUCUACUUUGGGGAUGAAGGAUAUGGUGAUCCUGUUCUAGAACCAGCCAAGGGACAGAGAAGUGUCUGAAGAAACAUUCCAGAGGAUGAGGUGGACACUUAACACCAGCUGGCUCAAUCAGCUUGCUAAUGAUAUAGGUUGUACAUACAACAAAAUGGAGUUUCUAUGGACCUAACUUAUUUGCAUUAGGGUGUAAUUAAAUAAAUACAAUUUGAAUGG
This is a messenger RNA of Pogoniulus pusillus (Red-fronted tinkerbird), 459 nucleotides long. It is a transcript of the gene TOMM7, whose product is annotated as translocase of outer mitochondrial membrane 7. The record is from RefSeq and is a predicted model, not a curated record. Gene Ontology annotation, biological process: protein import into mitochondrial matrix. Gene Ontology annotation, cellular component: mitochondrial outer membrane translocase complex. Lineage: Eukaryota; Metazoa; Chordata; Aves; Piciformes; Lybiidae. The transcript has 3 exons. Bases 90 to 257 code for a protein of 55 amino acids.